This is a messenger RNA of Xiphophorus maculatus (southern platyfish), 689 nucleotides long. RefSeq names its product EF-hand calcium-binding domain-containing protein 10-like (gene efcab10). The coding region runs from base 114 to 479 and encodes 121 amino acids. The transcript is spliced from 4 exons. The record is from RefSeq and is a predicted model, not a curated record. Lineage: Eukaryota; Metazoa; Chordata; Actinopteri; Cyprinodontiformes; Poeciliidae.
GAGAGAGACGCGACAGCAUAUCUCAAGAAACACAAGAUUGUUGAGCUCAUGGACAACAUGACCAGCAUGCUCCUGUUUUACAGACCCGGUUAGAGUUCAUUUCCUCCUCAAUCAUGGAAUGUCCGUCUCUCGUGAGCUUCAUUAGCACCAUUUCUUUUCCACAGCUGCUGAUUUACGAGAAUCCCAAGGAGUUUCUCAUUGAGCAGCUGGAUCUGCUGAAGGUUUCCCGGGAAAGUGGGAUAAGAGGGCCAAAUCUGUUUGACAACUCCAACCUGACUGCCGUCUGCGGUAUAAUGGAUCCCGCUAACCAGAAGUAUAUCAGUUUUGCACAGUACAAGCAGGCUCUGACCAUGCUUGGCAUAAAGGACAUCAACAUAAACCCUGAGGGCAGAGCGAAAGACAAAAUAUCCCACGAAACAUUUAAAACCGAAGCGAUGGAAGUUCUGAAGAGAGACUCGGCAACAUAUGCAAAGUACUGAAAGUCUUUUUUCUCCUUCCUCUGCAACGGCUGUUAUUUUAUUUCAUGUUAUUUAUGGUUGUAGAGAUAUUAUUUGUUUGCUUCAGGUAGCAAACAUAUGAAGUUGCUAAGCCUGUGGAAGAUGCAGAAGUUGCCUGAUGAAUUGUGCUCAUUCUGAUUCAAUUUUUAUGUUCUUUCAUAUUGUACAUUUUAAUAAAUAUACUAGUAUCCA